Triticum aestivum (bread wheat) is the source of this 1269-nucleotide messenger RNA. RefSeq lists its product as uncharacterized. The record is from RefSeq and is a predicted model, not a curated record. NCBI's taxonomy places the organism in Eukaryota, Viridiplantae, Streptophyta, Magnoliopsida, Poales, Poaceae. Bases 38 to 637 code for a protein of 199 amino acids. The transcript has 2 exons.
GGUCUGCGGAGCACCCAGUUGAGGCGACGCGUUGGCCAUGCCCUCAUCUGAUGGCCAAAAGGUAGUUCGCUGCGAAAUCUCCCCUAGCAGACGUUCGCCGAUUAACGUUUCCCAAAAGAAGAGCAAACCUAGUGCCCGCACGAGCUCGGGAAUGGCCAAGCUCUCCGGCCGGUCCGCGAGCCUCCGUGCGGCGCCGGCCUCCUCCCACGAGCGCAGCAGCUCCGCCUGGAUCUGGGGAGGCGGUCGUGGGUUGUGUGGUGGCCGAUGGGGCGCGGCCACGGGGGGCGCCGCCGGUAUGGAUCAGACGGAGGCCGUGGGUUUCGCCAGAGAUGAGAUGAGGAUGUCUAAGCGACGACGCCGGGGCGAGGAGGGUGAGUCCCGCUGCCAUGACCGCAGCGGCAACAAGCACAAGAGCCUCUAUCUGGUUCUAGACGACUGGCACAGGGGCUUCACCAUCCGCAAGCUUGACGCUGGCAGCCCUGACCUAAGCACCCCUCCUGUCGUCCGGCUAGUGUCACCUGCGCGUAACCUUACCUUUCGAACUCGAAGGCUACUUCGACGCCGAGCUAGAUGCAUGGGUUGGGCUACACCCAGAUGGCUACAUCUGCUCCUGCCAAGUUCCCUCCCUCAGCAGUAGCAGCAGCACAUUGCAGCAGCCCAAAUGGAAGAUGGCCGAGGAGCACAGGAUGUGGAGCCCAUGGCAUCAGUUGGCUAGAGGGCGAGGGCCUACUCUCACCUACAUGGAAACUCCAGGUUUUUCCUUGUUGAUUGUGUGGCUGCCGAUGGUUUAGGUUCCAGGAUGCUUUUGGUGACUCUUGUGGCUGCGUGCUCAACAUGACCACGUUUCGUCUCAGCUACGAUCGUGAGGGAAAUCUGCAAAUCAAAGACAGGAAAACUACCUCCUGUUGCGUGUCUAAGCAACUCUCGUCCUUCUCCCCAGUGGCCUUCUGGAUGUAGCUACAGCCAAGGAAAUUGCUCGUGCUGUUUUUUAUUUAUUUAGCUGUAUGUCAUGCAUACUAGCUAUGUUCAUCGUCCUAUCUGUAAAUUACUCCCUCCAUUUUUCUAUAUACAAGGCCACUUUGUAAAUUGGGUCCAACUUUGACCAUCGAUUUGAGCAACAAAAUAUACAGAAAGCAUUGGCAUAUAACAUAUAUUUUGUUGCUCAAAUUGAUGAUCAAAGUUAAGCCCAAAUUAUGAAAUGGCCUUGUAUAGAAAAACAGAGGGGGUAUGAUUUGAAUCAAUAAAAAGCAAACCGGUUAUUGUGUGGAA